Fusarium coffeatum is the source of this 3174-nucleotide messenger RNA. RefSeq lists its product as uncharacterized. The transcript is spliced from 8 exons. The record is from RefSeq and is a predicted model, not a curated record. NCBI's taxonomy places the organism in Eukaryota, Fungi, Ascomycota, Sordariomycetes, Hypocreales, Nectriaceae. The coding region runs from base 1 to 3174 and encodes 1057 amino acids.
AUGUCGCGUCUAAGGAACAAAGUCUUGCCUGUUCUCGCAGUAUCUUCUUUACCUUCAUCCCAUAUCACGUCUGGACCUGACAUAUCAUGGACAAAAGUCGGUUCUGGAAAAGACCAUCUUCUCUCAGAGCUCGAGAGUCUAUACUGGGAUGGCGUCAGGACUGAGCUUGAGAACAUUGUUCGCACUCUCAAAGUCUGGCAGCAACCAGAAUAUGCUCAAGUCACGAUCCAAGAUGAGGAUGACGAUCAUAUCCAUGGAUUCGAUACAUUUCUCGAUCAGGUUUCCCACGAGGCUCGAGCACAUGCCAUAAGAUAUGGGGAAAUGAGAGAGAAACAAACAAAGAAGAAGAAAGACUGGUAUCCUAACACCAAACCUUUCGGCACUAAAUUUGCUAGAGAUGCUGUUCUAGACAGCAUAUCGGAUCGGAUAGCGCAGCAGGUGAGCGAUGGCAUCAAGAUCGACGUGCGACGGGAAAUUAAAGCUGUCACGAAGCUCAAGGGUAUAGAGCAGCGAGCCUGGAUGCUGCUUCAAGCCGCCGAGAAGCUGAUUGAACAUCGUUCUCCUCCUGAAAUGCUAGGAUUAUGGAAGAGACCAGCCAUCCCUCAGCUUACUCUAUCAAAUGUUGAACAAGAUGGAACUCUCAACUUUGAACCACUUCGUUGCAUGCAAAAGCGAUGCAAAAAGGUUAUCCGAGGGAGCAUGUUUGUCCAUGACAAAACUGACUCUGAACCUGGUAUCAUUUGCGAAGAAUGUUACCGAAAUCAUUAUUACGGAAAAGAGGCAUACACAAAAGCCUACAAGCACUGCAUCCUGUCAGAGGCUAUUACCCCUGAGAUGAGCAGAAAGAUCUGCAAGUGUCUCAAUCUACAAGAUACCAGUACAGGUGAACCACAGAGUCUAUUUCCCAUCGAGGAACCCAAUAAACAUAAAGAUACCGGUAGUGAAGGGGAAAAGUGCGAACUUCUCCAACUCGGCGACAUGGUCGCUCUUGCAAAAUAUCACGGACUGCAAGAGAGUGUAGGGGUCAAGCCACGAUCUCAGAAAGACACUGAAAAGGCUGAGAAGCAGGCAAAGGCCGAUUCGAGAGGACUCAGCUCGCGGUUUUACAAGAAUUCUAUUUUAAAUGAGGAAAGGGCUGGUGAGAGUGACUUUGAGGCAGAGGAAGAGCUUGAGCCGGGACCUGAAGCCGAAGGUCGCAACCGACGUCUCAGUGCCUUGAAGGCUGUCCAGCAGCUGGGUGUCUCGGGCAAUGUCAGUGUUGCGGAGGAGGCCGUCGGAGAUACCGACAUACCGCUGUUCUUCAGGAAACACGCAGAGAAGAAUCCUUUUGGGAAUGUUCACAUGGCACUCAGGGUCGGGCCUCUUGUCGUUGAGAAUGGUGUCUCGCAUACCAAAGGCGGCGCUCUUGUCUCAUUGAGGGAGAUGCCCGUUUUCCAACAACGCUUUCAUCUUCAUACAAUUCCAGGGCGUGAGCUAGCGAUCGGCAGUGGUUCUGAUCGUCUUCUUUGGCAACGUAAGAGGGAAGUCAAAGAUCGCAAGAGAUACAAGGCCUUCAUGAAACAAGUCAUAGGUGUGCCCUUCAGUGGAGGUCAUACACUUCCACAUGAUCAGGAGCUUUCUGUUGUCCGUGAUCUUUUGGCCGCUUGCGAGCAACAGUUCGAUGAUCCCAGCUUGUCUACGACUGACCAGCUCAAACUCCUCAACUCAGCACUAGAGCCAGUCCUGGGUAAGCUCAAGGCUCUUCUUGGCUCAAGGAUGAAAGUGUAUCUCAGCAGCAUUGCUGAACGUCUGUUGGAUAAGAACAUCAAGCUGGCGUGGAGUACAACAAGCAACAACUGCCAAACCUUUUGCAGUUCGCUCAUCGACAAAAACAUAUUUGGACCUCUUGUCAGCGGAGAACCUCCUAAGACUUUCACGGACGCAGCUCCUCUCUACGCCAUGAGUUUCGUAUGCCCAGAUGAGGGCUACAAGAAGUCUAGAGGUGUACGAACCAAGUUCGAUGUUCCGUUCGGGCUCACUGAAGAGUACCUCCUCCGCUUCCACUUCGGGCGUCACGGUGAGGCCGAUAUCAUCGAUACCUAUCAAGAGUACUGGUAUGACUGGGGUGCUUUUGGCAGUACACUGUACAAGUAUCAGGACUUGUACCCGUGGGAUUGCACAGAAGCUUAUGGGAGAUAUCCAACUAAGUGCGGCGACUGUAACCUCGCCAAACACGUCUGGGCAUUCCCAUUUGACUCCUGGUCUAUGUCUUCUCAUCACUUAUCAAGAGAUCGUCACAUGUACGCACCAGCAUUGACUGAUAAGACUUUAACAGCCGUUGGUCCAGAUGCUACGCCAAGCUCGUGGAUGCGCAACCGGCUUACUGUCCUGUCAGCAAUGUCUACCCUUCACCGAGCUGCCACAGCCAUGGCUCACUCACUCAAGUUCCAAAAGGCCACUGCAUGGCUACACAAAGGCCCGUCGCAUACUCUUCUAGACCCGUCGCUGAAAAGAGUUAAACUGGGUGGUAUACACCGUGCUCAACCAUGCAGUCACUACUUCGAAGCAGGUGUUUAUAGCCACUACUUCAUCGCCCCAUGGGCUACACUUACACGGCCUAGGCAAGUCGAAGCCUACGAAAAACAGCGCAACGGCCGUGUUAACCUCCCCGAUGUACCAAGUUCGUCCCGCAAGCGUCGUUUUGCUCGCCACAUAGAACUGCCAGAGUACAACUACCUAGACUUUUCAGGCCAGACGACGCUUAUGCAGCUCAACGCGGCCAAUGAUACUGCACCACCUUUCCCACAUCGGAGAAGCCUCGUCAUGUAUGCGCAAGCGGGUGCGGAAGUUCUACGCGCAAUGCGGCCGAGUGUGCGAGUGGAGAGACUAUCAGAGCCGCAGAGGCAGCUGCGUUGGCAGAAAGUGCUUCACAUUCUCAUGGAGGGGGUCAUUCUAAUAGUGGAGGAGGGACUUCAAGUUGUGGUGGAGGAAGUUCGAGUUGUGGUGGAGGAAGUUCGAGUUGUGGUGGGGGGAGCAGUUGUGGAAGUUCAGGUUUCUGAGGGGUUGCUGGUAGAGUUUGCUAAACUUCAACUGCCUGCCCCUCUUGCAGUCUUUGCUAGUUUCUCAACCUCCGAACCUUCUACAGGUUACCAUCAUCCUGUUCAACCGAGUGCUAAAUCUCUUCUUCGUGCAUAA